This is a messenger RNA of Arachis stenosperma, 1991 nucleotides long. Its product is annotated as MACPF domain-containing protein At4g24290-like. Gene Ontology annotation, biological process: plant-type hypersensitive response; regulation of salicylic acid mediated signaling pathway. NCBI's taxonomy places the organism in Eukaryota, Viridiplantae, Streptophyta, Magnoliopsida, Fabales, Fabaceae. Gene Ontology annotation, cellular component: plasma membrane. The transcript is spliced from 7 exons. The record is from RefSeq and is a predicted model, not a curated record. Bases 17 to 1717 code for a protein of 566 amino acids.
UCCACUCAACAAGUCAAUGCACUUGUGUAGUGGUUUUGUUCACUCAAGUUUGAGAGUAAUGGAAAGAAGAAUAGACACACGUUUUGAAGCUGCCCAGAAGGCAAUAAACUCAAUUGGUUUGGGUUUUGACAUAACCCAAGAUAUAGAUUUUGGUAACUGUAAGAAGGGUUCACGGUUGAUCCUCAUCAAUGAGAAACAGUGCCGCCAUCUUGAUAUUCCUGAAGGCCUUUCAGUUCCAGAUGUCCCUGACUCCAUCAAAUGUGUCAGAGGGGAAUCCAAUAGAGUCCACUCUGAAGUUCUCACCUUACAAGAGAUGUUGGAGCACUUCAACCAAGAAAUGUGCUUGGGAGGGAAAACUGCGUCUGGUCAUUUCUGUGCAUCAUUUGGAUUAUCUGGGAGAUGCAUAAAAGAGUUGACUACCAUUAAGUCUCUUGCAUAUGAUGGAUGGUUCAUCAAACGUUAUGCCAUUGAGUUAGAAAGGUAUCAUGGUGAGCUCCAAGACCAUGUCAAAGAAGCAGUGCCAUCCUCAUGGGACCCUGAGUACUUGGCUAGGCAAGAUGAUCCAUCAUACCUUCAUCCAACUAGUAUUCAGAAAAUUCUCAAGGAUACAGCUAACAACAAGUUCAUGGAUUCUGCAGAGAAUAAUUGCCUUGCUUUUCAAGAAUUAUGCAACACCAAAGAGAAUAUUGUUGUGAUACACGAUAGAAGAGGUGGUAGAAGAGGAAAGAUGUAUCAUGGUGAAUGGUUGGAUACUUUAGACUCAGAACCUGAUGUGAUAUCAAUGAUUCUUCUGCCUCUGACAACACUAUUGAGAAGUAUCCGAGGAAGUGGAUUUGUGAGCCAUGCCAUAAACCUUUACCUUCGUUACAAACCUCCAACUGAAGACCUUCAUCAGUUUUUCGAGUUUCAGCUGCCAAGACAAUGGGCACCUGUGCUUAGUGAAAUUCGUCUCGGUUCUCAUUGGAGGCACCAAGUCAACACCUGGCUUCGAUUUAGUAUCUUUGGCCCUAAGCUUUACAUAAACACGAUUCCUGUUGAUGUAGGCAAUAGACCAGUGAUUGGAUUGAGAUUACAAUUGGAAGGAAGAAGAAGCAACCGAUUGGCAAUUCACUUGCAGCAUCUGGCUUCUCUGCCAAAGUCGUUCCCACUCUCAGACAAUGCGAACGCUUACUUGUCAUGUGACUCUUACAGCUGCAGCAACCACAAGAAAGUGAAAUGGAACUGCUUCUCAUAUGUGUGUACAGCUCCUGUUGAAUCAGAUGACAGUCUUUCCAUGGUGACAGGAGCACAACUACAAGUUGAAAAGAAGUGCCUGCUUUUGAGGCUGCGCUUCUCCAAGGUCAUCGGCGCCACGCUUCAGAAGCCACCUCAGUGGGAUCAGUCCUCUAACAUUGGCUAUUUCAGCCGCAAGUAUGGUGGCAUAUUGGCAUUCAUUUCGAAGGAGGGACAAAAGGGUCGUCCGAAACCUGGUGACAAGACCAUUGGCUCUAAUACAUAUUCUGCUGCACGCCCUGCUCCGGUUCACACUCCUAAGCUUCAAAGAUUUGUGGACACAACUGAAAUGAUCAGGGGACCAGAAGAUACUCCGGGAUAUUGGGUUGUUUCUGGAGCAAGGCUUUCUGUCCAGAAUGGCAAAAUAUAUCUGCUUGUUAAGUACUCACUCUUGAGCUUUGUUGUGCAAUGUGAAACUCAAGCUUCAGAGCAGUGCUUUAUAUAAGGCUUAUUUGAGGUAAAAGUUGUUGAAUGUGUCUGCAGAAUCUGCUGGUUUUUUGGUGAUUGUCUAGGACAAAUGUUAUCAGAAUUUCAAGCUAAUAUUGGAUUGAUUAUAUAUAUAUAGUGAGACUGAUUCAAUGACUUGUGUAGUUUUGUUACUUAAAGUGACUCACUUUAUUGAACGUAUUUAACUAGUAUAAGAUCCUAAUACUAUUAGGCCUGUAAUUUGUUAAUCAAAAUUUUUCACUUUGUAUUUUUUUUUUUUUGGAGACUAGUAA